AUGGGAAACGCUGUCUGGGAGCUCUUCUGUGCCGAACACGCAGUAAACCUUGAUGGAACCCUGUUCGAGCCACCGCAUGUGCUUGAGUGGCACGAGACCUUUUUCAAUCUAUCCGGCUCGGGACAUUACGUGCCAAGAACUAUAUUUGUUGACCUGGAACCCACAGUUAUCGGUGAGUUUGGGCUGGCCGACUGAAACUGGUGCAAUUUGUCAAUCAUUAAUAUUGUUCUUGUGCGCGUAAUCAUGCCUGUGACCCUCGAAGCAUGCGAGAAGGGGCAGGACACAGGGGGGACCGCUGACCUCGGACAGAGAAGGAGGGCUCGCCUACUCUGGUAUUCUAUAAGUUUCCAGCCUAACUGACCGUCCGAUCGUCGUUACCGACGCUGUCCACCGUGCGCUCCAAAGCAUUGACGCCGCAGGGAGGUUAACUUACGCGAAAUGAAGUUUAUAGUGGUAGUAGACUUUCGCAACAUCUACAGCGCUCUCGCUUUCCCCACCGGACCCACCCCGCUGUCAUGGCAGAUUCGAGAAGACGGGAAGCGGGAUCAGGUAAACUGGCCGAUAAAGCUAAAUAUCCUAGCAUGGUAUUACCGACAAAGACAGGCGUGACUGGAAUGGCCAUUGCUAGCUUGUUAGCCGUAGUCAGCCAGUCAUAUCCAACCCCGAAGUGUGCAACACCUGCGACCUGUUAGUUAGAAGUCCACGCCUCAAAUUACUGGGCCACGAGCCUGCUGUCCCGUCGGUUUCGAUCAGGAAUAUGCAAUAGCAGGGGGCGCUUACCGAUCGUUCCGUUGUGCCUUAGGGGCUCUCUCUCGAGCCCAACCAACAGUCGCACAGCGGCGCAUGAGAUAGGUAUUCCCGAUCAAAACCGACAGGACAGCGGGCCCGUGGCUCAGUGGUUAGAGGCGUUGGACUUCUAACUAACAGGUUGUGAGUUCGAACCUCGGGUGUUCCACACUUCGGGGUUAGGUAUGACUGGCUGACGACGGCUAAUAAGCCGGAAAUGGCCAUUGCAGUCUCCCUUGUCUUUGUCGCACAAUUUAGAAUAUCGGCAGAAGAUCGCUUGAUGACGUUAUUGUUUUGUUUCAGGGCAGAACCGCCCUCUAUAAUGUUUAAGAUAGCAGGAAGUUCUGUUUUUUUCAGCUAAUAACACGCUUGCUCACAUCUUACCUCAAGUGAUUUAUGCGGGCUGAAAAACAAAAAGGAGCUUUUCGUUAUGGUAUUACCGACAAAGACAAGGGAGACUGGAAUGGCCAUUUCUGGCUUAUUAGCCCGUGCCCCAGUGGUUAAAGGUGUGGACUUCUAACUAACGGGUCGCGAGUUCGAGCCUCGGGUGUUCCACGCUUCGGGGUUGGGUAUGACUGGCUGACGACGGCUAAUAAGCCAGAAAUUGCCAAUCUAGUCUUCUUUGUCUUUGUUGGUAAUGACAUUCUGCUUAUAUCCUGCGCCGCUGCGCGGCUCCUGGUUGGGCUCGACAGAGAGAGCCCAUAAGGCACAACGGAACGAGUGAGUUCCGUAUGAACGAUCGGCGAGCGCUCCCUACCGUUGCUAAAGCAUUGAAUGACAACCACGCCUAGUCCGCGCACAAUGGACCACGAUUCCACCAAAACAACAGCGUGGAGGCUCCGAUCGCAACGGAAUGGGAAUGUCAUAAAUGCCACGCCAAAAAGGAGCCAUUGCAGCCUAACUCUCCGUUCUUACAGGAAGACCGAGCUAUCCCUUUAGUUGGCAGCCUUCCAAGCCACAGAUCUGUUAGCGCACGGUAGUAGUUUAAAAGAGCGUCAGAUUGUUUAUAGCGAGGAAAAUCUGCCGUGUUCUGUGGGGACGCAGUCAACCACGUUCUCUCUCUCCCUUUUCCAAGACGCCAGCCCACUGUCCAAGCCGGUCAUUCGCCUGAUGCGGGGACUGGACUCAUGUGACUGACUGAGCUAGACAGCCAAUCUACACUUGUCGCACACGACCUGGCGCCGCAAACUACGCCAGCUGGCCUGCCUGGGUUUAAUAUGCAUUAAAGUGCCAUAGAGGCCACAAGUAGGAGGACGUAGAGAACACGUUUGUACUCGCGUAACAGGUGUCGAUUCCUUCCUUGCCUAUGUUGGCUGAUGUGGGACGGGUUCCCGUGUGAUGUAAGCACUGUUGUGGAAGUGCGUGGUGAUGAGGUCUCGUCUGCAGCGGCUUAUCACCGAUUUAGCGGAGGCCCAUGUGACCGGCUAAGCUCAUGCGUUGACUGAAUAGGCUUGGUCAGCGCGGGCAGUUAAGGCAGGUGCGGCGGAUGCGUGUUAGGGAUACUGGCACUGGUUAGGCAAUCGGUCAAAAGAUCCGAAAGUGUGUGCUGUGCCAGCAUCAGGAAAUCAUGACCGUCGCAGCCAGGUAUGCGCUGGCAGGUUCCUGACACGCGGUCCCCUGCCUUUAGAUGCGCUUGCGCUCCCGCUGGGUAAACAGGCGGCGGGCAUGGCUGCCCAAUCCUCCUCGUCCUUCUGACUCCUGUUGGGGUGUUGUUGUUCUUGUUGGUGAAAAAUCCUGGUAAAGUGUAUGUUGUGGACCGGGGGGAGGUGGUGGCGCGCCUAGGCCGCGGGCCCGGCCAUGCCAGACACCUGCGCCCCCUCCCCCCAACCCCGGUCAACUUGACUCCGUCUUGACACCGGGUCCAGGUGGGAAGUGAGGAAGGGAGAGUGCGACUCCGCGAUCUACAUGUCCGCAAAACUGACCAUGAGUAUGGCGAGGCAGAGCGACUUAUUUUUUUAAAUAAGUAUACAACUGGUAUAUAAUAAGACACUAUUUGACGGAGACAUACAUAGAGUAGAUAUGGUAUCUCAUUAAAUAUUUGCCGAAAUUCUGGAGUGUGUUUUCUGCUCGUAAGGACUGCCUGAGUGUGGUUGUCAUACUAAUUAUCUCGUCGUAUAAUGUUGUGGUAUUUCAGUCACGUCACGAUGCCGGCCUUUGAAUGAGCUUCAAAUCAACCGCUAGCAUAACCCAAAUUCAGUAAAAAAUGACUAUUCAUGUGAAACGGAUUAUUCCCACCGAUUAUUGCCAGCUGCGUAAAGUCAGAUGUAUUUUACAGAAAAUCUGAAAAAAAAAUAUUCGUGCUUUUAUAAAUUUGGUGGCGAAUUAAUCGCUUUUAAGGUAUUUACUUAAAGAAAAAAUGUCUUCCAGUUUUAAACACUUUUUCACUUCCUGACUAAUUUUGGACCUGAUCCGCCAUUGCACUUGCAUCCAAGGUUUCCAAACUGCAACUUCUAUACCUUUUGUGUAAGGUAGAUCAUAGAAUUUGAUAUGACAUAAUGAAGAAGAACUAUAGAGACCAUGGCAUUUUUGCCAUGACUGUGGCCUGUUCGACAGCCGGCAUUCUGACGUGACCAGGAUAUCUUGAUAUUAUGCUGCAAGACAAUUACCAUGACAAUCGUACUUGAGAAGUAUUUUCGAGCUGAAAAGGCAUGUCAGCAUUUUGAUUAACAUUUCAGGAGAUAACACAUCAGGUUAAGCGCUGACGAACGUAAAUAAGCGCAAAUACAAAACAAGCUGUGUCGGUUUAAAGGCCACAUUAUUUACAAAACGCGAUUAAUUGUAGAGAGAGAAAGGCAUGUCAGGACAAGCGUGGAAAGGCCAAGUCAGGCUCCCCGGAUGGACUUCCCGCAUCACUGGGUAAUAUUGUCGGUUAAAGCACUCUCGCCUGAUAUUCGUUUAUUCAGCAUCGUAGCACUAUAAAAAUCACGCUGGCACAUCGCCCGAAUGGUCUUUUGAACUGAAGAGUCUGGAAUGUUUUGGGCAAAAUUACCAUUUACAAUGUCAUUAGCAUGCUCAAUCACUAAGCGAUUCCUGAGAGGGGUCUGAGACCAUUAAUACAAAGCAGGAAGAGGUUGAGAGGAGAGUAAACACCGUAAAGUGUGCCAGUUUGUUUGAAAGGAGGACAAAUUUACAAUUGGCAAAUUGAAUAAGCGGAAUUUGAGAACGAGAGUCAUUUUGAACAACAAAUCCGACCUUCCAGGAGAGCUGCACUAAGCAGAUCACACAGAAUAACAUUAUGAGCAUAAACGAGUUCUACAAACCCAGGUAAAUAGGCACGAUUAUUUUCUUUGAGGGUUCACCGAAUUACUUGGCAACAAGGCACCUAAAAUAUUUCAUUAUAUUUUUCGUGCUGAUUUUCCGGAGGCGACUGAUAAGAUGGACACACGUGCAGUACUGGCGAACUAAUGACCACAAAAUUAGACAAAGGUUGUUUGAAUACGAAUGACUGGUAUCUCUGGGAGAGGAAAAAUUGAGGCGUUGCUUCAGCCAUCGGACUUCACAAGCUGGGAGAGAGAUAGUCUAAUGCAUUAAGUUGGGUAUAAGUUGGGCGGAACUGUACUUUAGCAAAACUCAAACCGCUUCAUUGCCUCUAGCGGAAGUUGGGGUAAAAACGUUCUGCAGAUGGUUCGCAAGGUGACUGUUAAUGGUUCAGCAGCGUUUAGCUGUGUCCAGCUCGGGGCCGCUGCCACUUUUACUAGCCGAGAACUAGGUGCUGAUAGUGCUGGUCAAACGACCGUUCGAUCUAAGCAAUCGCUUAAGCGGACCAUUUUUUUUAUCUGAUUGAAUGUCAAAUCGAAGGCAAAAGUUCAACUACCGACGUAAUGAGGAAACAGCUCCUCAGGCGAUCCACGUUCAUGUCAGAAAAGCGAAAACAGUUAAUGUGAUCUUCCUUCCGGGGCGGCUGGUACGUGUGUCUUUCCCUGAAAUAACUCACUAGGCUUGCGUAAAUGCACAACCGUAGUGUCAGGACACUAGCACAUUUGAAAGCCUUAAUCGACAGUUGCUGACUGAGGACGAUAGCCGUUGUGAUGGUAGGGGGCGCUCACCGAACCGGAACUCACUCAUGCCGUUGUGCCUUACGGGCUUUCUCUAGAGCCCAACCAGCAACCACACAGUGGCGCAUGAUAUAGGCAGUAUGGUAUUACCGACAAAGACAAGGGAGACUGGAAUCUGCCCAAUGGUUAGAGGCGUGGACUUCUAACUAACAGGUCGCGAGUUCGAGCCUCGCGUGUUCCACACUUCGGGACUGGGUAUGACUGGAUGACGACGGCUAACAAGCUAGCAAUGGCCAUUCCAAUCUCCCUUGUCUUUGUCGGUAAUACCAUGCUGCCUAUAGUCAUUUUGGUUUAUGACGUCCAAACUAGGACUCCGCCACACAGACAGACAAUCCCUCGUGCCGCGUAGUACGUUCUUGUUCUUCACUCGGCUUACAUUUCACAAGACUUUGCUGUUAUUGUGGCUUAUACACUUGGUGUAUGCUGUCUCUCAGAGAACUGCAUCGGUCUGGACUUCAAUUCUGCCAUCCCAUGAAGGCUUCUUUGAAGAUAGCGUAGAAGAUGGCAGCUUGAUGGCAGGCAAAAUCCCCAACCCCAUCCCCCCCCCCUUAAGCGGGCAAAAUUAGCCGAGAACAGCGACCGUGAGAAUCAAGGGCAAUUCAAAUGACGAUCGCAAACUCAUGCUGUACUUAGGAUGUAAGCUAUACGCCAGGCCAAAUGGUUGUUUAUAAAGGGACAAGUUCCCCUACAGGGGUCACACGCGCCAUUUCGGAACGUGUAAAGUUCUCUAACUGGUGACCUCCUUGUUGAUUCCCAAACACUUACAGAGCUAUCAUGGUGAAACAACAAAACAGAAGUAACGAAAUGCCUAAUAUAUCUAAUCAUGAUGACUAACAGUGGCCCUUGGAGUUUUAGCCUCCUUUAAUUGUGAACCUGUUUUUCCUAACAUGUAACAGACGAAGUGAGGGUGGGACCAUGGCGUAAGCUCUUUCAUCCCGACAAGCUAAUCACAGGCUACGAGGAUGCCGCUAACAACUUUGCCAGAGGUUUCUUCACCGCCGGAAAGCUGAUACUUGGAAGACUGUUUGAGGAGUUUAGACGCACGAUGGAGGCCUGCGACUUUGUCCAGGGUGUACUCUUCUUCAAGAGCCUCGGUGGGGGCACGGGGGCUGGCCUGAGUGCAGCCCUCCUAGACCUCAUGAGCGACUACAGAAAGAUCACCAAAGUUGAAGUGCCCAUCUACCCCUCGCCGACAUUAUCCACAUCCAUCACAGAGCCCUACAACAGUGUACUUGGAGAGCACUUUUCCAUCGAGGACUACAACCUGGCCUUCCUUAUGGACAACGAGGCCCUCUACGACAUUUGCACACGUUACCUUCCCGCGACCAAUACAACAUACUCUGGCCUGAACAGAAUCGUGUCCAUUGUUGUCAGCUCAAUCACGGCGAGUGUGAGGUUUGAGAAUCUCCUGGGAGGUGACUUCACUGUGGUACAAACCAAUCUCAUUCCAUACCCUCGCAUCCACUUCCCGUUAAUUAACUUUGCCCCCUGUAUUUCCCUCGAGAACAAGUACUUUGAUGAGGGAUCCACGCGUUCCAUCACAAGGCAGGUGUUUGAACGGGAGAACCAGCUCAUAAAGGUGGAUCCGGCUUUUGGAAAAUAUAUGUCCUGCACCCUGCUGUACCGGGGCGAUGUGGACCCAAGCCAGGUUUAUUACUCUGUGAUGGAACUGAAGAAUGCCAAGGACGUGGAUUUUGUUGACUGGUGCCCCACCGGCUUCAAGGUGGGCAUUGCGCGAGAGCCGCCAGUCUACCGAAUCGAGAGUGGCGUUGCGCAGACUGCCCGAAACGUAGUCAUGCUGGCGAACAAUUCCGCCGUCAGCCAGGCCUGGGAGCGUAUGCUGCGCAAGUACCAUCUCCUCUAUUGUCGGCGCGCCUUCCUGCAUUGGUACCUCGGCGAGGGCAUGGAGAAGGCGGAAUUUGUCGAUGCCUACGCAAACAUCUCUUCUCUGGUGAAGGACUAUGAAGAAGUGACCGCUGACUGCUGA
Molecule: messenger RNA, 6828 nt
Organism: Spirometra erinaceieuropaei
Lineage: Eukaryota; Metazoa; Platyhelminthes; Cestoda; Diphyllobothriidea; Diphyllobothriidae
Source: the annotation of a GenBank genome assembly